UUCAGAAAUAAAACUCGAAUCAGAACGUUGUGUUAAAAAGUUUUUUCUAAAAAUGCAGCAUUUCAAAAAAUAUUUAUUCGCUAUUGGAUUAAUCUUCAAUGUUAUCCAUUAUAUCGAUGCAAAUAAUGACUCAACCAUUGAUAUAGCACCCGAACCGGUUCUAACCGGGUUUGCUUGCUUUGCAACAACUUGUCCUUCUGAUGGAAAGCCUGUGUGGUCAACUGAUGGCGUAGAAUGUUAUGUGGACACAAAUCUAUGCAAUCAGUCGAUACGUCAGUGCUUACGCAAAAUUAAUAAUGAACGUGAACUUACGCCAACAUCGAAAGAGAGUUGUCAAGAACGAUGCACACGGGCUUGCGCACGUCUAUAUGAGCCAAUUUGUGCUAAACGCAAUGGUGUUGAACGAACUUUUCCCAAUGAAUGUGUAUUGGAAAAUCAUAUUUGCAGGACUGGAGAAUUUUACUUCGAUCGUACACCAGGAAAGUGCGUCAAGACUGAAGUGAAAACACAAUAAUAUACAUUAUUAUAGAUAAUUAAAAUAAAUUUAAAAAAUUAAAUAAUAAUUAAAUAAUUAAUAUUCAAAGUUUUGGAAAAAUUCUGUACCGGAAUAUUUAUAAAAUUACUCUAUUAAAAGUUGUCAAUAUU
This is a messenger RNA of Teleopsis dalmanni, 645 nucleotides long. Its product is annotated as enhancer of split M1 protein-like. Bases 53 to 514 code for a protein of 153 amino acids. The record is from RefSeq and is a predicted model, not a curated record. The transcript is spliced from 3 exons. Gene Ontology annotation, molecular function: protein binding. Lineage: Eukaryota; Metazoa; Arthropoda; Insecta; Diptera; Diopsidae.